This is a messenger RNA of Fragaria vesca subsp. vesca, 2658 nucleotides long. RefSeq lists its product as uncharacterized. The coding region runs from base 1 to 2658 and encodes 885 amino acids. Gene Ontology annotation, molecular function: protein kinase activity; ATP binding. Gene Ontology annotation, biological process: protein phosphorylation. NCBI's taxonomy places the organism in Eukaryota, Viridiplantae, Streptophyta, Magnoliopsida, Rosales, Rosaceae. The transcript has 6 exons. The record is from RefSeq and is a predicted model, not a curated record.
AUGAAGGUGAGGAUGUAUAUUUACAGUCACCCACCGACAAAUAAGGGGAAGAGGGAGUGGGGUAGUGUCGGAUCAUCCGACUCGUAUGAGAUUGACAGGGGUGGAGUGACGUGGGGAAUUUGCAGAGAAAUCAUGGUAGCUCGGAUAAGUGAGAGGUCAAGGAAAGUGGGACUGAUAAGAGAGUUUCAAAGCGGGAGACGAGUGGUGGUGGAAGGGGAUUUUGACUUGGUUAUGGAAAACUCAUCACAAGUAGCUGUAACUGUGGAUGAUUUAGAGGAGAUAGCUGAAGUAACUUCACUUGCAGAAAGCUCGAAAGAGAUGAAAGCGGCAAGUAAUCCUGAUUCCAGUUUACAGACUAAUUUGGAAAAACCUGCUGCCAUGAAAGUUGAAGAAGGAUCAAGUCCAAAGUGGUCAGCAAAGGAAAUAACAGAUUAUGAUUCUCAUGCCUCUUUGUUUCUAAAGUGGAAGAAGAUAUUUCUAGCAUCAUGCGUGUUUGCUGUUUUACUGGAUCCGUUGUUCCUUUACAUUCCUAUAAUCAACCACGAUACGAGUUGCUUAGGAGUUGACGAGAAUCUGAAGAUCACAGCUCUUGUUCUAAGAUCACUGACAGAUCUUUUCUACAUAAUGGAGAUCGCUCUUCAGUUUUAUAGAUCUGAGAACUGUUCUGGUUUAAUCAGUAAAUUUCAUCACAGACACUACUCCCUCUUAAAGUUUCUGCGGAAGCUUUUUUUUCCAGCAGUAGCUACGACAUGUAGGCACUCAUACAUUUUGAUCGACAUUUUAGCUAUUCUUCCACUUCCGCAGGUCCUAAUUCUCAUUUUCUAUUCGAAAAUGAGGGGUUCGAGUUCUUUGAGUGCAAUAAAGGUUAUCAUGAACUUAUUUGUUUUGAUGCAAUAUUUUCCACGGGUUCUUCGCAUCUACCUUUCUUGUAAGGAACUUGGAAGGACUCAUAUUGGAGGAACUGCGACAUGGGUUAAAGGGGUGCUUAAUUUCUUUAUGUACAUCCUUGCUAGCCAUACAUAUAUGCAGUUGGACGUCGCUAGAAUAGAGGAGCACAGACACAGGAUGAAAGUUGAACGGAAACUAGAAGAGAAAAGUAGGGAGCUAGACUUGUGGUUAACUAAAAACGGCAUCCCUGAAAGAUCAAGUAAGGAUAUAAAGUCGCGGAUGAUGAAAAAGGUACAACUGGAACUGGAAGAAAACAGAGAUAUUGAUUUCGAAACUGUUUUCUCUAUGAUUCCCUUGGAGGUGCAAGACUAUGUCAAAGAUCGUAUGCCGUUGACUCGGCUAAAGCAGGUGCAGUCGUUCCAACAUCUGGAUGGAUUGGUACUUAAAGAAAUAUGUGGGCUUCUUCAGCCUAUGAAGUAUACCAAGAAUGAACUCAUUAUUCGGGAGGAUGUUGACUCCCUCCAAAUGAUGCUUCUCAUCGUAGAGGGAAACAUAAGUAUUGAAAAGCCAAAUCAUCCUAGUAGUUCAUGCGGUGCAGGAGAAUUAUACGGAGAAAAGCUUCUAACUUGGCCAUCACGGACCACCUUUCCUGCUCUGAUACCCUCGGCAAAUGAGUCUGUCAAGGCAAUUGGUGAUGUCGAAGCGCUUGUUCUCACGGCAGGUGACAUGCUGAGUGUCGGCUUUAAAUUCGGCUUCCAUUUCAAAAAAUACAACAGCCUCGAAGAACAAUUGGCUAAUCUUCAGACAUCAAUUAGAGUGUUUAGUACACAAGAAAUGAAGAAGGCCACAAACAAUUUCCAUGGAAGUCAAAUAAUUGGCAAAGGAGGCUUCGGAGUAGUUUACAAAGGAACAUUGCCAGGUAACAAAGUGGUAGCCAUAAAGUUACGCCGAUAUAGAAUAUUUGAAUUAACCGAGAAGUUUGUUGACGGGAUGAGUGUGCUUUCUCAAAUCAACCACGAAAACUUGGUGAGGCUUUCGGGUUGUUGGAUAGAGAGGGGAUCACCUGCACUGGUUUACGAGUACGUCAACAACGGCACUCUGCAUGAGCACAUUCAUCAAAGAAAUGGCAAACGACCAAUUUCAUGGGAGUCACGUAUGAACAUAGCAGUCGAUAGCGCAAGAGGACUGCAAUACUUACACUACUCCACUUCCAUGCCAAUCAUACACGGAGAUGUGAAAACAAUGAAUAUUCUAGUAGAUGACCAUUUCAGGGCGAAAGUGUCAGACUUUGAUGCUUUACAGUUAGAAGAAGAAUACACUGGACUUGCAACUAUAGCCCUUGGAACGCCCGGAUACCUUGACCCUGAAGUUUUACAAACAAAUCGAAUGACAGAGAAGAGUGACGUUUAUGGCUUUGGAGUUGUCCUAGCAGAGUUAAUAACAAGUCGAAGAGCUAUUGACCGUGAAAGGCCUGAGGGAGAGAUGAGCCUAGCAUUCUUUUUCGUUCUGUCUGCGGAAAGAGGCUGCUUGGACCAAAUUGUUGACUCUGAAAUAAUCAACGAGACAAAUUUUGAGAUGGUGGAAAAAGUGGCAGAUCUGGCAAGAAGAUGUUUAAGGAUCAAAGGUGAAGAAAGGCCUACCAUGAAUGAAGUAGUCAGCGAGCUUGAGGCUUUACAGAUUAUUGCAAAGCAUCCAGACGGGGGAAAGGCUCAUUUCUCUCAAUCUCCCAAGGAUACCGAUUACUUGCUUGGCUCGCCUUCGUAUGUUUAA